AUGAAUGGCAUGAGCGGUGGUCAGCCUCGAAAGCGACUAGGUCUACUUGACCUCCCCACCGAGGUUCGACAUCAGAUCUAUGCGUAUCUCUUCUGUCACAAACCCAACCCCAUCACACUGGGCUUCCACGACUUCUACACGAAGUGGGCGACAUGGCCACUCUCGGACGAGGCGAGGGAGACGCCGCACGAGCCGACCUUUCACACGGCGCUGUUUCGCGUGAACAAGGCCAUCUCGCGCGACGCGCUGCAGUUCGCGUACGGCGCCAACUCGUUCCGCUUCGACAAGGACAUCCAGACGUUUUGUCACCUCGGCGCCAUUGCCCUGGCGUCGAUCAAGACGCUGCGCGUCUACCGCAACGCCUGGCUGAACAGCUCGUACGCCACGUCCUUCUGGAGGACCUUGGACCGACACUGUCCGGGCCUCGAGCUCAUCGUCAUCGAAGCUGCAUCCCACAUCUUGCUGGCCGCCAUCCCUUACCUCAAGGACUUCAUGGCCUCCAUCCCCCACGGCCAGGCCAAACCACGCCUGGUCCUCGACCUCAACGUCUGGGAUCGGCACUUCUCCUUCGACUUCCCCGACGGAGACUACCAGACCGCCUUGCAGGACCUGCGAAGGACCAUGGUCGAGAGUGACUGGAAGGAGUCGCUGGAUCCUUACAUCUACGUGAUGCGCAUGCCGCGGCACGUCAAGGAAAUCCGCUUCGCCCUGGACCUGGGGCCCGGCGCCUUUCGCGCUCUGGAGGAGGUGCUGAGCCAGUCCUCUGACCUCUGCUUCGUCCAAGCCGACCAAGCCACGUCCAACGCCGCCGGUCACGUUGCCGGUCGGGGAAUCCACCGCUGCUUGAUCUGGAAAGAAACCGGUGAAUGA
Messenger RNA from Fonsecaea nubica, 870 nucleotides. RefSeq lists its product as hypothetical. Bases 1 to 870 code for a protein of 289 amino acids. Lineage: Eukaryota; Fungi; Ascomycota; Eurotiomycetes; Chaetothyriales; Herpotrichiellaceae. The transcript has a single exon. The record is from RefSeq and is a predicted model, not a curated record.